Effrenium voratum is the source of this 948-nucleotide messenger RNA. NCBI's taxonomy places the organism in Eukaryota, Dinophyceae, Suessiales, Symbiodiniaceae. The record is from the annotation of a GenBank genome assembly.
AUGAGAGAUAGGACGCUGGAGGCCAAGACCCCGCGGGAUUACAAGCUCAGCGGGAUGCCGAUGCACUUCAACUUCCUAGAUGCCGAUGAGAUCGCCGAGAAAGUCAUGGACCUCUGCCCCUUCCUGCUGACACGCGACAAGAGCUCUCAGUUUGCCGUGGCUUGCCACCUGGUGCCGCUGCCCGGAGAGGUGGUAUCCAUCUACCUCUACGUCUGCGAGCUGCACGCGCUGGGCCAGAUGCAGCUCAAAGAGGAGAUCGAGCUGUUGGAGGCGCCGAAGCAGGACCAAGGCGCCACGGUGGCACAGUUGAUGAAGCAGAUCGGCAGACCAAAGCCUGAAGAAAAGAAGGGCAACGCCUUGGCGACGAUGAUGAUCAAGAUGGAGGACGACAUCAAGGCCUGGGUUGGUUCGCGGGGUGUGGAUACGGCGAGGGAACUGGUCCGCGACUCGCAGGAGAUCUUGAUGGAGGAGAAGGUGCUGGACAAGCGCUGCAAGGAGACAGCCGAGCUGGGGGAAGAGAUCUCCCGGGACUUUGCCGGCAAGAACCCGGUCGUGAUUGGCGUGCUGAACGGUGCCAUGGUGUUCAUGGCCGACCUGCUGCGGUGCAUCAGCAUCCCGGUGGAGAUCGAGUCCAUCGCGGUGAGCUCCUACGGGAAGAGGUCAUCCUCGGGAGAUCUGAAGUUCAACAAGGACAUCAGCGAGGACGUGAAGGGCAGACACGUCAUCUUCGUGGAGGACAUUGUGGACACCGGCAAGACGCUGAAGGCGGUGUGCGCUCUCUUUGCAGAGCGUGGGGCGGCUUCUGUGACCAUUUGCACCUUGCUGGACAAGAAGGCGCGGCGCGCGGUGGAGGGAUUGGACCUGCGGUACGUUGGCUUCGACUGCCGUUCGGCUACGGCAUCGACUAUGCCGAGAGGUAUCGGAAUCUGCCCUAUGUGGCGGCUCUGA